Molecule: messenger RNA, 585 nt
Organism: Dictyostelium purpureum
Lineage: Eukaryota; Evosea; Eumycetozoa; Dictyosteliales; Dictyosteliaceae
Exons: 1
Coding region: 1-585 (194 amino acids)
Source: RefSeq, a predicted model, not a curated record
AUGAAAUUAUAUUUUAUAUAUUCUGUAUUUUGUAUAUUAUCAUUAUCAAAACUAGUUUCAAGUUCAGGGGAUAACCUAUCUUCUGCAAGCUUAUAUAAUGAAAAUUCAAUAAGUGAAGAAGAGUUCAAAUGCCACAAUUAUCAAGAUGCAUACUUUAUAUAUGAUACAUUUUAUAUAGGUUCAAAUAAUGAAAACAAUGGAAAUAAACUACAAGAAAUAGAAGUAAAUAAAUGUAUAGAAAAUAGUAAAAAGCCAGGGGAAUAUAUUUCAAUUAAUCAAUUUAAAAAACCAAAUCAUUACUAUAUAUUAUUAAGUAACUUUGACAAUUGUACAGAGCCAUAUGAAUUUGACUUUUUAAACUGCUCCCCAUUCGACCUAUUAGAUGUAAAUCAAGAAAGACCUAAUACUGAAAGUGAUGGAUCACAAUUUGUAUUUAAAUAUGGAAUUAGCAAUAAAGAAGUAUUAGCAGUAGAACAAACCAAACAAAAACUAUCAAAAUGUUCAGAAUUACCAAUACAACCAGAUGACCUUUUCCUACCUUUUUAUAUACCAUUUAACGAUACUGAAAGUGAAGAGUUAUGGUAG